Adineta ricciae is the source of this 216-nucleotide messenger RNA. The record is from the annotation of a GenBank genome assembly. NCBI's taxonomy places the organism in Eukaryota, Metazoa, Rotifera, Eurotatoria, Adinetida, Adinetidae.
AUGUCGCUUACGAAAACCGUUUACAACCUGUUCUUUCGUCGCUCAGCGAACAUUGCUUUAGCCGCUGUUGUUGGUGUAUUCGCUUAUGAACGCAUCAUUAACAAAUCAGCUGAGUACAUUUAUGAACGUCGUAAUCAAGGCAAAUUAUGGAAACAUGUUCAACCACAAUUCAAAUUGAAAACUGAUGAAGACGAAGAAGAAAAUUCUGGUUCAUAA